This is a messenger RNA of Oncorhynchus tshawytscha (Chinook salmon), 4668 nucleotides long. It is a transcript of the gene map7d2a, whose product is annotated as MAP7 domain containing 2a. The coding region runs from base 443 to 3292 and encodes 949 amino acids. Gene Ontology annotation, cellular component: microtubule cytoskeleton. The transcript is spliced from 19 exons. The record is from RefSeq and is a predicted model, not a curated record. Gene Ontology annotation, biological process: microtubule cytoskeleton organization. NCBI's taxonomy places the organism in Eukaryota, Metazoa, Chordata, Actinopteri, Salmoniformes, Salmonidae.
AAGAGAUUUUCGGCACACCGGCGGGCGAAGCGCUGCUGCGCUGUCGAAUAUUCAUAAUUUCCAUCCAGUACGCCCUGAACUGAAGCGCAUCAUUUUCUCUCCGUCUGCCAACAGUUAACCAAGGAUACCAGCUACGAUCACACGUUACCUUCAAAAUAGCAAACUUAAUAGUAGCCUAUGGCCGCAUUCAUCCGAAUACCCUCCUGCUCUCCUGGCCGCCUGUGCACCGUUAGCAUUCCGGCCGAGCAUACAUAUUGAUUGCUGAGGCAGUGGGAAACGGAUAGGCCUACAUCCCCUGAUAUAGUAGCCUAUGUUCUCCUCCUGCGCCUGAAUGUAGAAACUGGCGAUGCUGUUUCCCUAGACUUGAUUUGGAGCCUUUCGCUGCGGGGUGUUUACGACAUUUCAUACAUGCGUUUGGUGGCAUCCGCCGGUGACUACGAAGAUGGCGGAGACGGCAGUCAAUGCAGCAUCCAGUGGUGCCUUGACAGGAUUGACUCAACCAUCAGUUGCAGAGAAGAGAUCCCAAAGCAACGGCCAUGGCUCCCCAGCCCGUGUGGCACUCUAUCCAGGGAGCCUAGCUGCGAAACACAAUGAGGUGCUGAGCCCACCCUCGGGCACAGAGAAGAGGCCCCAGCUCAAUGGGCUCCCCUCCACUUUACUUCUGCCAGGCAACAACACUAACAAUCAUGCAGGUAAACAGUACGUGGAAGGGUAUCUGAGGACAGAUGACCGGAUGCGUUUAGCCAAAGAGAGACGUGAGGAGAGAGAUAAAGGUCUAGCUGUGCGAGAGCAGGCAAUCAGGGAGAAAGAGCGGCGGGCUCAGCUGCAGUAUGAGCGUACGGUGGAGGAACGCUGGAGGAAGCUGGAGGAGCAGAGACAGAGAGAGGAGGUCCGCAGAGCUGCUGUGGAGGAAAAGAGGAGGCAGAGGCUGGAGGAGGAGAAGGAGCGGCUGGAGGCUCUGAUGAAACGCUCCCUGGAACGCAGCCUGCAGCUGGAGCAGAGGCCCAAACGCUGGACAUGGGGCGGACCUGGAGGAGCACAGGGUGACUGUGAGAAUGCCCCUCUCCUUGCCUCCACCUUUCCCCAUGAACUCGCCGCCCCCCUUCCUGCUGCCAGCGAAUCCGCCCAGCGCUGUCACCUGAACUCUGUGGAGAACCUGAUGGUCCACCGCCUCCUUACCCACACUCACUCCUCUAUGGCCAGGUGCCACAGUGCAGCAGACCUCCAUCUGCCCUGCCACCGAUGCACAGCUCCCUGCAGCCCCCACAGGUCAUCCUAUCGGGGCUCGCCAAGCCGGGUUGAUCGACGGAGGCUCCAGGGCUCUCCAGAGGAGUCACCAGCAGGAUCUCGCUCAACCCCUCAAACCCCCAAGAAAGAGAGGUUACGCAAAGAGAGAAGGACUGGCUCCCCAGCGACAGGCUCCUCUGUGAGAAGAGCAGAAUCCCCAGCCAUGUACACCAGACGCUCAGCCUCCCCCGCCACCCCCAAGUUGCUGCCUAAGAGCCGUACUCAGUCUCCCUGCACUGUGCGCCAGUACCACCCCUCUCCCAUCAGGCACAGACCCACCACCCCGGUUCCCGACGGCAAAAAGGAGGAUGGACAUGUUGAAGAAGCCAAAAGUCACAACAACAUCAAUGACAGAAAUGUCUCCAAGCCAGAAACCCCUGUGAAAAGUAUGUCUGAUAUCCAGAGCCCUGAGAAGUCUUCCCAAGCAGACAACCCUGAAAAAAAACUGGCCAAAACUGAGACCCCAGAAAAGAGAUUCCCCAAAACUGAGACCCCCGGUAUGAACUUAAAAGGUGAGAUUUCUGAAAGAAAGGACUCUAUGACUGACACAUCUGAUAAGAAAGCCUCCAAAAUAGACACCCCAGAUAAGAAGAUGCCAAAGUCCACCAGCAGUGAACUGAAUGCAGAUAAGAUCACAGAGCCAUCACCAGUGACAACAACAGGGAAAGGAGUUGCCGGGACGACAAACGCAGAGGAAGCAUCCAGACUGCUAGCGGAGCGUAGGCGCCUGGCCAGGGUGCAGAAGGAGUUGGAGGAGAAACAACAUGGUGAGCGGGAGGAGAAGGAACGUCUGAAGGCGGAGCAGCUGAGGAGGAGAAAGGCAGAGGAGCGGGCACGACAGGAGGAGGAGAAGAGCAGACAGGAGGACCUCCGCAGGAAGAGAGCGGAAGAGGAGAAGCAGCAAAGGGAGGUCCGGGAGAAGGAGCUACAGGUCCAGAUGGACAGAGAGAAGGAAGAGGGCGAGUUUCAGGCUCAGAAGGAUGCAGAGAGUCAGCGUCAGGAGAGAGAGAUGCUGAAGCUGCAAGAGGAGGAGGAGAGACAGCUGAGGAAGAAGAGAAUUGAGGAGAUAAUGAAGAGAACCAGGAAGAGCGAUGAGAACCAGGAAGAGAUGAAGCAGGAGGAGGGGCAGGUGGAGACUCAACCGGUCUCACCACCAGGGGAUAUGCAGAUGAGCUCAAAGAUGAACGUUGAAACGAAUGCUCAGGUGAAUGUGCAUGAAAACCCAAAAGCUGAGUCUCAGGUUAAUGGGCAGGCCGCUGCCUGCGCCAACAAGCAGGACAGUGCCCUGGUGAAGGGGCAAGCCACUGAUCAGGUGACCCCACUGAAGAAUAUUCUGGAAAAGGGACAGAACGCUCAACAAGUAAAUGGACAGGGUGCAGCCCAGGCUCUCAAGCAAGAGAGUGUCUUAGUGAAGGGAAAGGUCCCUUCCCACGUGAUCAAGCAGGAGAAUGCACAAGUGAAUGUACAGGUGAAGAACCAGGAGGGUACCAAGGUGAGCAGCCAAGCCACUGCUCAGCUCAAAACCGAGGAGAGUACUCAAGUAAACGUGACGCUGACCACACAGACUAUCGGACAAGGGGUGCAGACCAACAAACUGUCCCUGGCACUCCUACCAGUGGGCCUACCCCCACCUCCACUCAUCAACCUGGAGCUUCUGGAUGUGAAGAGCCGUGGGGCGUAUGAUGAGGUGCAGUCCAUGGAGGUCAGCCCAGUUUCCAAGGAGGAACUUAUCUCCAUCCCAGAGUUCUCCCCAGUCAAUGAGGUCCAGGAAAACGCCAUGAGUAAUACCCGAGCCCUGGAAGAUUUGCUGGACCUGACGGGUCAUGUGGCCUACCCCAAACUCUCCCACGUGGACAGCCUAGGAGACUGCAACAAGAACCUGAUCGACGGGCUCUACAGUCCCGGCGCCGAUUCCAAGCUCAUCCUCCACCCUCAUACAAGCACAACAUCCAGUUGCCAGAACCCUGGACUGGCAAGCCAUGAUGGAAGGAGCAGAGGGAAAUGAUCUGCAUUAUCUGAUGUUAUUGAGGAUGGAAGUCUCUGCACCUCUUGAGAUGAGAGAGAGAAGGCACUCUGAAUGUAGUUUUGACCCUCCUUUGUUGGUCUCCAACCUUGAAUGUCCAUUAACCUUCAACCUUCUCCUAUAAUACAUCUGUCCUCAUAGCCUUGGACAAUGGAACUUAAGUGACAGUAAUAUUAAUAGAUUUACUAUACUUGUCAAAUAAUAUCGUAAUGAUAGUCAUAGAUAUCUGUGUCAUGCCAUGUAUCGCUUAGAGCAGUUGUUAGUGUGGUGUCUGAAACGUGGGUGUGUGUGUGUCUCAAUGAAAGGAAGUGCCCAUGAAGUAAUUGACUCUUGACUGCCUGUUAUGAUCUGAAGCAGUUAGCUAAGCUAGUUAAAUCUCAUUUGAGAACAAAAGCUUUUAUUCUGUAGUUGGAUAGAAGCACAGACUGGUGAUGUCCUCUCCUUAAACAUUUGUUUUAUAGUGAAAGACCCCACAUAUACAGAUUUAGAAUAUCAUAUCAGUAAGUUGCCUUUGCUAUUGCAGUAUUCUUCCUCUUAGGAUUGAAAGUUUCAUAUUGCUCUGAAUCCACCUAAUGUAGUUUAGUAUGCACUGAUCAUUCAAUUAGAUUGUUCCACUGAAAAGUCUACAGUUUUCAAUUCUGGCUGUGGAUGCCUCAGGCUAGCUCGCUAGCUCGUAUCUCCCUGGACAUGAUUAACUCCCAAGAGUCUCGAGCUUGUUGUCAUAGUGUAUGUUUCCAACAUGCUGUGUGAUUGGGUUUGUGGCAUGUGCCAUAAUACUUGAACCCAGGUCAAAUAGUACUGCAACUCAAAGUCAACAUAAAGAAUCUGUACAAUAACGUUCCUCAUUAUAAUCCAGAUUGCCAUCAACCCAUGCAUUGCAAGUUUUGUGGUAUCUUUUCUUCCUUGAUCUACAAAGUAAUGAGCUAUGCAUGAUCCCUCAAAAGUCUGAAACCUCUGAGCUGGUAUCAUUUGUGUCUUAGAUUGGUGACUUUGAUUGCUACAAGUCAAGGACAAAACCUAUCGUGACUUGCAGGAUGCUGUGUUGUCCAAAUUAAGUUUAUUUCGGUGUGUAUAUGCACAGAUGUGAGUGGUCAGUCAUUGGUUCCACUUGGACUGUAUUGUGUUUUGAUAAAUAAUGCACCAAAAGAAGGCAAGAUUUUUACUUGGAAGACUAAGCAACCAGGGAUUUAGAAAUUCAGGUUAAAAGAGAACACAUUUGAACAGUUCAAACCUACUGUAGUGUGUCUUAUUACUAACUAAAGCAGCAUAGCAGUUAAUUAAAAAAAUGGAACUAUUGUAAACAUUGUGCAUGGGUCAUUAGCAUAAGAUGUACCAUUUAAUAAACCUUCAAACAAUAA